AUGCACAAGUGUCUCGACUUAGCGCCACUGUUACUCACCUUAACCUGUUUGUUCUGCUGCUUCUCCAUGAUCUCUUCUUCUUCCCAAGCUUCGUCCGAUGGCUUCCUCCAAUGCGUCACGGAGGCUAACGUCUCGGUGUUGGAGCAGGGUGAAGGUUUAUUCAACAAGCAACUGAACAAAUACAUCAGGAACCCAAAGUUCUUGGCAAAUACAACCGGGAGGCCGCUCUAUGUCGUGAUGCCGGCGAAUGCCCCUCACGUGCAGGCCGCCGUGCGCUGUGGCCGGGAUAACAAGAUGCCGAUCCGCGUGCGCAGCGGUGGGCACGACUACGAGGGCCUGUCGUACCGGUCUGUGGAUGCUGGGGGCUUUGCCAUGCUCGACAUGUCAGAGCUACGCACCAUCGUCGUGGACAACCAGACAUCAACGGCGUGGGUGGAGUCCGGCGCGACGCUCGGAGAGCUCUACCACGCCAUAUCAGAAGCGAGUAACCUGCUGGGGUUCCCGGCUGGCGUGUGCACUACCGUCGGCGUCGGAGGCCAUUUCAGCGGCGGUGGCUUCGGCACGUUGAUGCGCAAGCAUGGGCUAGCCGUCGAUAACAUCAUCGACGCUGAGCUGGUGGUCGCCAAUGGGACGCUCCUGAACAAGACCACCAUGGGGGACGACGUCUUCUGGGCCAUUCGAGGCGGCGGUGGUGGGAGCUUCGGCGUCGUGCUGAAGUGGCAGGUGAGGCUCGUGACCGUCCCGGAGACGGUGUCGGUGUUCAAGGUCUCGGUGCACAACAGACACGGCGCCGCCGUGAACGCGGUCACCAAGUGGCAGAAGGUUGCACCGGCCAUGCCGGGUGAAUUAUACAUCAGGGCGCUCGUCCAGAAUGAUGCGGCCGUCUUCCGGGCAGUGUUCCUCGGCACGUGCGACGCGCUCCUGCCGAUGAUGACGAGCAAGAGCGACGGCAUUCCAUGGCUGAAUUUGAGGCACUCCGACUGCAAGGAGAUGACCUGGAUCGAGUCCAUGGCAUACGUCAACAACUCGACAGUGAAGGGCCUCCGAAAGCGGACCGCCUCCGACUUCGACUCCAUCCACGGCUUCAAGGCGACGACCGACUAUGUCCGGCAUCCCAUUCGCCGGGAGGUGUGGACCAAGAUCUUCGACAAGCAGCUCGCGCAGCCCAUGGCGCAGGUCGUCCUGGUGCCCUACGGCGGUCGGAUGAGCAACGUGUCGGAGGACGCGACGCCGUUCCCGCACCGUGCCGGCGUGCUCUACAGCUUGCAGUUGUACAACUACUGGCCGGUGGAGUCGGGAGACGGCGGAGCAAUGCAGACAAGGUGGGUCAGGGACAUGUAUGCGUUCAUGGCACCCUACGUGAGCUCCGAAUCCAAGCCAAGGGGGGCCUACUUCAACUGCAGGGACCUGGAUCUCGGAACCAAUUGGGGCCCGAAAUACUUCAAGGGUAACUACGAGAGGCUCACCAAGGCCAAGGCUGCGAUCGACCCCCACAACUACUUCAGUAACGAGCAAAGCAUCCCGCUGCCAAAAUGAGCAAAGCACCCAGCUAUUUAUUCCUUGAAACAACAGCAAAAUAUUUUGGUUAAAACAUCUUAA
Hordeum vulgare subsp. vulgare (domesticated barley) is the source of this 1599-nucleotide messenger RNA. Its product is annotated as berberine bridge enzyme-like Cyn d 4. Gene Ontology annotation, molecular function: oxidoreductase activity; FAD binding. Bases 1 to 1536 code for a protein of 511 amino acids. The transcript has a single exon. The record is from RefSeq and is a predicted model, not a curated record. NCBI's taxonomy places the organism in Eukaryota, Viridiplantae, Streptophyta, Magnoliopsida, Poales, Poaceae.